AGCCCAAAAUCAAUUCGGAUCCGCCUCCAUGGCUGCCGCUUCGCAGCUCCUCUCUCUGUUCUUCCUCCUCCUCCUCCCUGCUUGUGAUGCCAUCUACUGCGACGAAGACGACUGCUACGACCUCCUAGGGGUUAAGCAGGACGCGAACGCGUCAGACAUCAAGAAAGCGUACUACAAGCUCUCUCUCAAACACCACCCGGACAAGAAUCCCGAUCCGGAGUCGCGGAAGCUCUUCGUCAAGAUCGCCAAUGCUUACGAGAUUCUGAAGGAUGAAUCCACUAGGGCGCAGUAUGACUUUGCCAUUGAACAUCCGGAGGAGGUUUUCUAUAACACAGCUCAGUACUAUAGGGCAUACUAUGGACAUAAAACGGAUCCUCGUGCAGUGUUGAUUGGUCUUCUUCUAAUUGUUUCAGCAUUUCAAUACAUUAAUCAGCUAACGAGGUAUAACCAGGCCAUGAAAAGUGUCAAGCAAACUCCUGCUUACAAAAAUAGGUUAAAAGCUUUGGAGUAUGAGCGAACAGGAGGAAUUGCUAGCAAAAAGAAGGGCAUCAAGCAGGUGGAUAAGAAAGUUGAAGAAGAGCUAAGUAAUGAAGUUGAAUUGCAAAUUCAUGGGGUUGAAAAACCGUCUGUUUGGAGGCUGUUUGGUGUCCAAUUUAUACUUUGGCCUUACUCUGUUGGCAAGGCGCUUACUUGGAAGAUUUGUUGGUUUUGGAGAUACCGGGUAAAGAAAUUACCAUAUACAUGGGAGGAUGCUUGCUACUUGACCUGGAUUUCACUCCAAAUACCUGCGAAUGCAUGGAAAAAUAUGGAUGAGUCCAGGAAGGAGGACCUUGUGAGAAGACACCUCUGGGAAAAGAGCAACAUGGAGAGGUAUACUUCAGGGACGAGGAAGGAACCAAAGCGUAGGAGGUAGCUGUGCAACAUUUUUGACCUGAGACUACAGCAACUUUAAACAAUACAACAUACUCCUAUAUUGGAGUGAAAAGUUAUUGACCAGGCUUGAGUUCACCGAUAGCUAAUUGCUAGGAUCCCCGGGAAGUGGCAUGGCUAAGGAAUCAUGUUUGGAGGACAAUUCAUGUAAUAAAGUGAUCAAGGCGACUUUUG
This is a messenger RNA of Zea mays, 1104 nucleotides long. RefSeq lists its product as uncharacterized. Lineage: Eukaryota; Viridiplantae; Streptophyta; Magnoliopsida; Poales; Poaceae. Gene Ontology annotation, cellular component: endoplasmic reticulum membrane. The record is from RefSeq and is marked validated. Gene Ontology annotation, biological process: protein folding.